AUGUUUUUACAGAAUUAUCACUACAGCCAUACUGAGAAUAUUUUAUAUGUGGAAUCAAUUACAGAUGUUGUAAUUGAAAUCUGUAAAGAAAAAUCUGAAAACACAGAAAUCAAUAUGAUCACAAUCAUGAAAUUUUUAGUAUUGGAAACUUUCAAGAAAAAUGUUUCAACUGUAUGUCUGUUUUCAUGA
Molecule: messenger RNA, 189 nt
Organism: Heterobilharzia americana
Lineage: Eukaryota; Metazoa; Platyhelminthes; Trematoda; Strigeidida; Schistosomatidae
Source: the annotation of a GenBank genome assembly